Molecule: messenger RNA, 1337 nt
Organism: Seminavis robusta
Lineage: Eukaryota; Bacillariophyta; Bacillariophyceae; Naviculales; Naviculaceae
Source: the annotation of a GenBank genome assembly
ACUAGAAUAAAUAAAAGGGGUGGCCCAUUGUGGCGCGAACCGAGAAGCCGCUGCUCGUGAUUUUGCAUCCCCACCGUCGGGUUCGCACUUGCAAGGGUCGGAACAAGCUCAUAACCUGCUUCAAGAUCUUUCGAAAGAAGCAAGAAAGGAACAACCAAGAGAUGGAGAGAAGCCCACAAAUCCAAAGAAGCACCAACCACCUUUCUUCCACGAUCCAUCUAACCCAAAAAACAAGAAACAACUCAGUUUCGUCUUUUCAACACCUUCAUCUAUCAAUUUGUGGCUAAUUAAUUAAUUAAAAUCCAACAAUGGCAGAAGCAGCACUUCGAGGACUUGGACGCGCCAGUGGCGCCUUGGCAGCGGGUGCUUUCACAGUCUCGCAAUGUCUGUACAAUGUGGAUGGAGGCGAACGAGCCGUCAUGUUCGACUCGUUGCGAGGUGGUGUUCAACAGUUUGUCAGAGGCGAAGGCACCCACUUUAUGAUUCCUAUUGUCCAACGUCCUAUUGUGAUGGACGUUCGUACCAAGCCUCGUGAAAUUCCUUCCGUGACGGGAACCAAGGAUUUGCAAAUGGUCAACAUUAAGCUUCGUGUGCUUUGGAGACCCAUUGUGGAAGAGUUGCCACAGUUGUACCAAGAACUCGGUGUGGAUUUUGACGAGCGAGUCUUGCCCAGUGUUGGGAAUGAAGUGCUCAAGUCGAUUGUGGCACAAUACAACGCCGAAGAACUCCUCAGUAAGCGUGAGGAAGUCUCCGCUCGCAUCAAGGCGGAAAUGCUCAAGAGAGCCAAAAUUUUCCACCUUAUUUUUGACGAUGUGGCCAUUACACACUUGACAUUUGGCCGUGAAUAUAUGAAGGCCAUUGAAAUGAAGCAAGUAGCUUCGCAGGAAGCCGAACGCCAGCAGUGGGUCGUCAAGAAGGCCGAACAAGAGCGACAAGCUGUAGUCACUCGUGCCGAGGGAGAGGCCGAAGCCGCCCAGAUUAUUACCGAUGCCAUGGAAAAAACUGGCAAUGCCAUUAUUGAGGUGCGAAGAAUUGAUGCGGCCAAGGAAAUUGCUGGAAAACUUGCAUCCUCCAGAAACAUUGUCUAUCUUCCCAGUGGCGGUGGCGGCUCGGGUGUUGGCGGUAGCGGUAGUAGUGGAGGCGGUGGUGCCAAUCUUCUGUUGGGAAUUGAUACCAAAUAGAAGAAAGAAAUUGCUGUGAUGGAAAGAUAGACGGUACAGUACAGUGCACUUGAAGGAACAAAAUGGAUGACCUGCUUGCAUGAUUUUGAAGGUUUGACGCAGUUGUAGUAAACGAAGGGAUGCUAAACCAAACAAUUAGUUACUUGUGGAAAUUCG